UCGUUCGUUCAGACGAAUUGCGCCAAGAUGAGUCUGGGUCUGCACUACUACGAGGACUUCGUCGCGAUUGUGCCGAUCGUCACUCACACCAGCUUCCACAUUCCCCUCAACAUCCUGACCUGUCUCUUCGUCAUCCCGGCCAUCGCCGUCAGUCUCAUUCGGCUCAAUGUUUACCUGCGUAUCCUCAGCACCAACCCGGGUGUGUUCGAAAUCAUCCAAGUGCUGUCUCUUGAAAGGCAUUGUCUCGCACCAAGAGGUCAAGUUCGACAGUUUCCGCGAAAUCGCAGACUCGCCACUGGACAUAUUCAUCAACCGCAAUUACAUUCGAUAUCUGCCGGAAGACAGUUCCGAAACGCUGAUGAUCAAGUCUCGGAUCCGACAAAUCAACGACAUCUACAUCAGCUGCAUCCAGAAGCUUAAAACCCGUUCGGUUAUCUGCCUCACAUCGCAGAUCUACGCGGAGUACCUGACGGAAAUUCAGCUGGACAACGACGGCAGUCGCCUCGCCAAAGUCGCCCCGGUGAGCUUCUCUAAAGAGGUGCUGUUCAUUUACACGAAGGACGCCUUUCCCUACUCGAAGAAAUUCCAAGAGGUCUUUCAGAGGGUCUACGAGGCAGGGAUCUGGCCGUCCUCUUUCACUCAUCGAAAGAUGAUGGUCAAUAAUAAUGAAACUAAGGAGAGAAACGUGAUGCUGACGGAAGAGGGACUGAUAUUAUAUUACAUGGGUUUAAUGCUGGUGUUUGUCUGGGAGAUGUUGCUAUAAUCGCUUGUUUAUUUUUUUGCAAUUAAUCGAAUGUUUUAGAAGUGUUGUUCGCUAAAAGGGUUGAAAUUUAAGUUUUCAGUGCCUAAAUGGGUAAGGGUUUGAUGCAUCCGUUUGAAAUACAGUUUUAGAAACAUGAUUGUACGUAUAAAUAAAUAAAAUCAUAAUUAAGAACCAAGA
Molecule: messenger RNA, 940 nt
Organism: Nasonia vitripennis (jewel wasp)
Lineage: Eukaryota; Metazoa; Arthropoda; Insecta; Hymenoptera; Pteromalidae
Exons: 2
Coding region: 28-420 (130 amino acids)
Source: RefSeq, a predicted model, not a curated record